This is a messenger RNA of Tupaia belangeri chinensis (Chinese tree shrew), 2111 nucleotides long. RefSeq names its product phosphate cytidylyltransferase 1B, choline (gene PCYT1B). NCBI's taxonomy places the organism in Eukaryota, Metazoa, Chordata, Mammalia, Scandentia, Tupaiidae. Bases 245 to 1309 code for a protein of 354 amino acids. Gene Ontology annotation, molecular function: phosphatidylcholine binding; choline-phosphate cytidylyltransferase activity. The record is from RefSeq and is a predicted model, not a curated record. Gene Ontology annotation, biological process: CDP-choline pathway. The transcript has 8 exons.
GACAAGAGAACGGUUGUGGUAAAGAAAGCGAGAGCUCCCAGCAACUUGAAUCUCUGCUUAUUCAGUAACUGGGACACUCUUAGCUCUUUUGAGCUUAUCUUUAAGCACUGGGCAUAGAGAGUUGGCUUGAACUUUGGUCAAGUACCCCAUAAGUCCAGAGCAACGAAAGUUUCACCCUGUGGCUUAAAAGAACUCCAAAGGGAAGAGGAUCCUAGAGAAGAGAGAAGGAAGGUCAGGAGCAGACAUGGUGGGCCACCAGGAGUGCACCAUGGAAGAGGACACCAGGGACAACUGCCCUCCCAAACUUUGCCGCAAGACCCUGACUGCACCUGCCCCAUUUGCAGAUGAAACCAGCUGCCAAUGCCAAGCACCCCAUGAAAAACUGACCAUUGCUCAGGCCCGCUUAGGAACACCAGUUGACAGGCCUGUCAGAGUCUAUGCAGAUGGAAUAUUUGACCUCUUCCACUCAGGUCAUGCAAGGGCACUUAUGCAAGCAAAAACACUGUUUCCCAACAGCUACUUGUUGGUAGGAGUUUGCAGUGAUGAUCUCACCCACAAAUUCAAAGGAUUCACUGUGAUGAACGAAGCCGAGAGAUACGAAGCUCUCAGACACUGUCGCUACGUGGAUGAAGUCAUCAGAGAUGCUCCGUGGACACUCACGCCAGAGUUUCUGGAAAAACAUAAGAUUGACUUUGUGGCUCAUGAUGACAUCCCGUAUUCGUCUGCCGGCUCUGAUGAUGUUUACAAGCAUAUAAAGGAAGCAGGGAUGUUUGUUCCAACGCAGAGAACAGAAGGCAUCUCAACAUCAGACAUCAUCACCAGAAUUGUCCGUGACUAUGAUGUUUAUGCCCGGCGCAACCUCCAAAGAGGGUACACAGCCAAGGAACUGAAUGUCAGCUUUAUAAAUGAAAAGAAGUACCGUUUCCAGAACCAAGUGGACAGAAUGAAGGAAAAGGUCAAGAAUGUGGAAGAAAGAUCAAAGGAAUUUGUUAACAGAGUGGAAGAAAAGAGUCAUGAUCUCAUUCAAAAGUGGGAAGAGAAGUCGCGGGAAUUCAUUGGCAAUUUCCUUGAACUGUUUGGGCCCGAUGGAGCAUGGAAGCAGAUGUUCCAGGAGAGGAGCAGCCGGAUGCUCCAAGCCUUAUCUCCGAAGCAGAGCCCCGUGAGCAGCCCGACCAGGAGCCGGUCCCCUUCCCGCUCUCCAUCGCCCACCUUCUCCUGGCUUCCAGUCAAAACCUCACCCCCCUCCUCGCCGAAAGCGGCCUCAGCUUCCAUCAGCAGCAUGAGCGAGGGGGACGAGGAUGAGAAAUAAAUGCUGCUGGCCUACAAGGCCGCACCACACAGGAUGGGAGGAGGGCGGGGCGCACAUGGCAUGCCUGGGUGGUGGGCGAAGGGUAACAGUCACAGGAGCUGUGGCUCAGCAGGGAGACCCUGAACUCUGCUAACGGAGGGUCUUGGGACCAGUUCUCCUAACUCUCCACACAGCCCAAGACUAGGGCUCAGCAUGGAGGUUUCCAGUUAUAAGCUACACAAACCUUCUUAGCAUCAUCUAGAAUCAUUCUACUUUAACUUUGCUAAGGAAAGACGCAGAGUGCCCCAGGGGGACUUGCACUGAGUGGGGUGGCUUCUGCUUUGGUCCUUACACCCACCCCCUGCCAAGUAGACCACCUGUGGAAGCAGCUGUUCCCUCAGCCUGCUACUCCUGGCUCUCUAAGGGCCUGCACGUUGCCUCCUACCACUCCAGCUCUGUCAGAAUACAGUUGUUUCCCACAGAGGUGGCAAAGUGCUUCUGACAUAGUUGAAUUAAAGACACAUUCUGACCUUCUGAGUUCAGCUACUGAGACCUGAUGUUGCAACACAUCAGCGCUUUCCACUUCCGGGAACAGGGCUCACAGACAGAGCCUUGCUUUAGGCCCGAUACGAAGGUCAUCUAGUACGAACGCUCUUUCUUAUCUGAAGGACAGUUUUGUCAAGGAGAACUGCACAUGCAACCUCAUGUGCUCCGGUUGUACUUUCUCAUCAUUGACAUUACUUGGUUGUUUUCACGGAAUUACCUUAAUCUGUGGGAACUGCAACAAAGAAAAACAUCCUGUAUCAAAAAAAAAAAAAAAAAA